Messenger RNA from Elephantulus edwardii (Cape elephant shrew), 1659 nucleotides. It is a transcript of the gene KCNA7, whose product is annotated as potassium voltage-gated channel, shaker-related subfamily, member 7. The transcript has 2 exons. Bases 119 to 1462 code for a protein of 447 amino acids. Gene Ontology annotation, biological process: potassium ion transmembrane transport; protein homooligomerization. Gene Ontology annotation, molecular function: protein binding; delayed rectifier potassium channel activity. The record is from RefSeq and is a predicted model, not a curated record. NCBI's taxonomy places the organism in Eukaryota, Metazoa, Chordata, Mammalia, Macroscelidea, Macroscelididae. Gene Ontology annotation, cellular component: membrane; voltage-gated potassium channel complex.
AUUUUUACGCGCGGACACCGGACACCGGGCUGGGGCGGCGGCGGCGGCGGCCGAGGCGGGGCUGGGCCGGGCGUCGGGGCCACACGUCCGUCCGCGGGUCGCUGGGGCUGCGCGCGCCAUGGAGCCGUGCGGCUGCUGCGAGCGCCUGGUGCUCAACGUGGCCGGGCUGCGCUUCGAGACGCGGGCGCGCACGCUCGGCCGCUUCCCGGACACGCUGCUCGGGGACCCCGCGCGCCGCGGCCGCUUCUACGACGUGGCGCGCCGUGAGUACUUCUUCGACCGGCACCGGCCCAGCUUCGACGCUGUGCUCUAUUACUACCAGUCGGGCGGGCGGCUACGGCGGCCGGCGCACGUGCCGCUCGACGUGUUCCUGGAGGAAGUGACCUUCUACGGGCUGGGCGCCGCGGCGCUGGCGCGCCUGCGCGAGGACGAGGGCAUCGCCGCGCCGCCCGAGCGGCCCCUGCCCCGCCACGCCUUCGCGCGCCAGCUCUGGCUGCUCUUCGAGUUCCCCGAGAGCUCGCAGGCCGCGCGCGUGCUGGCCGUCGUCUCGGUGCUCGUCAUCCUCGUCUCCAUCGUCGUCUUCUGCCUGGAGACCCUGCCCGACUUCCGCGAUGACCGCGAUGAUCCGGUGCCCGCUCCAGGCCCGCUCUCCACUCGGCUGAAUGGCUCCAGCCCAGUGCCUGGACCCUCGCCCCGCACACCCUUCGAUGAUCCGUUCUUCGUGGUGGAGACGCUGUGCAUCUGUUGGUUCUCCUUCGAGCUCCUAGUGCGUCUGCUAGCCUGCCCCAGCAAGACCGCCUUCUUCAAGAACGUGAUGAACCUGAUCGAUUUUGUUGCCAUCCUUCCCUACUUUGUGGCACUGGGCACCGAGCUGGCCCGGCAGCGAGGGGUGGGCCAGCCGGCCAUGUCACUGGCCAUCCUGCGAGUCAUCCGACUGGUGCGUGUCUUCCGCAUCUUCAAGCUUUCUCGGCACUCGAAGGGCCUGCAGAUCCUGGGCCAGACGCUGCGGGCGUCCAUGCGCGAGCUGGGCCUCCUCAUCUUCUUCCUCUUCAUUGGUGUGGUCCUCUUCUCCAGCGCCGUCUACUUCGCCGAGGUGGACCGAGAGGAUACCUACUUCACCAGCAUCCCCGAGUCCUUCUGGUGGGCGGUGGUCACCAUGACCACGGUGGGCUACGGAGAUAUGGCACCCGUUACCGUGGGUGGCAAGAUCGUGGGUUCUCUGUGCGCCAUUGCCGGCGUGCUGACCAUCUCGCUGCCUGUGCCGGUCAUCGUCUCCAACUUCAGCUACUUUUACCACCGGGAGACAGAUGGCGAAGAAGAAGGGAUGUACAGCCAUGUGGACACACAGCCCUGUGGUGCCCUGGAGGGCAAGGCCAAUGGGGAGUUGAUGGAUGGUGAGGUGCCUGAGCUGCCACCUCCACUCUGGUCCCCCCCUGGAAAACACCUGGUCACUGAAGUGUGAGGGACAGUGGAGGUCUGCCGGACCUCACACCUUCUUAGAGGAAGGGAGGGAAGCAGAGAGGGAAAGACCGGGGAGGGGAGGGGUUUGGGUUUAGGAAGAACUAGGUUAAGUGGUGUUGUGUGAGGGGACACACAUUCUUGGUGGGUCUUGAGUUGUGUGACUUGGUAGUCCUUGUGGGGACCACCUUAAGUGGCAGC